Messenger RNA from Brassicogethes aeneus, 1560 nucleotides. NCBI's taxonomy places the organism in Eukaryota, Metazoa, Arthropoda, Insecta, Coleoptera, Nitidulidae. The record is from the annotation of a GenBank genome assembly.
AUGGCAUUUCCAAUAACAGAAAUAAUAUUAAAGGAUGUGAGACCGUUUUUUUAUCAAGCAUUUUAUUUGUAUUUAUAUUUAGGAAGUAUUGCAUUUGUAUGGUAUAUGCAUGCAAUAUAUUUUAAAGAAAAUACAUUAAAGCAAAUAAUAAAAACUCAAAAAAAAGACAGUAAACCGGGAUUUAUAAAAAAACAAAAAUCACAUCCAAUUAGAUAUGGAAGUUUUUAUCUCAGGUUGGGUGCUAUUGCUUUUGGGAUUGGAAGCAUGGUUUAUUCGGGAUUGGAAUUCGGACAAUAUUUCGAAUUAAAGAAGAACGUUGAAUGCCAUUCAAAUAUACUUCAGGCUAUAACACCGGCAACCAGAAUGGUUUUGACCUUAGUGCAAGUUAACUUUAUAUUUCUUAAUAAUAAGGAUUUUGAAUUAGAUAGACACAGGACUAUUGCAAGAUUUGGGUUAAUGCAUAUGAUAGCAACAAAUUUAUGUGAAUGGCUUAAUGUUUUGGUGGAGGAGACAAAACAUGAAAUAAAUCAUUUGGGAAAUCAUACAUCAGAUCAUACGAACGCCUCAAUGACUAAAAAGGGGGGUGAUAUUAUGGGUUCAUUGGUAACAAGUGCAAGUCCAUUUCUAUUUCCAUGUACCAUAGAGUACAGCCUCAUUUGUGCUGUGAUUUUAUUUGAGAUGUGGAAAAAGGUGAAAACUGUAAAAAUAAAAAACAAACAGAACAAAGAACAUGACAAAAAUGCUACGUCAGUCCAUAAAGAUGAAAAAAUCACUCAGCAUUAUAACUUUUCUCCAUUAAAUAACAACCCGAACAAUUCGAAUCAUUACAUCAUAGAUUGUUCUAAUACCUAUAGAGGACUUUUUGCUGGAAUAAUGGUCAUAGUCCUUACAAUUAUUUCGCUGAUGUUUUUUGUUCUUGCUAAAGAAGGUGGAACUUCAGAAAUCAAAAAGGUUGCCGAAUUUGAAGUCAGUAUUGUAGAAUUAAUAUUGUAUAUCAUAACUACUAUAGUUGUUGUUGUGGCUAUGUUUCAAAUGAGGGCACUAAAAUAUGAUAAAAAAAUUGGAGUGGAUGGUCGAUUUGGUAUAGGCCUAGAUAACACACUUUUACUAGUGGCACAAACCGGAAUGUUUAUAUACUGCAUGUUUUCAAUAAUUGGAUACUACUUUAACAUGGACAACAGCCCACCUAUUGAAUUGCUAGCCGAAAUCUUUUCAUUUAUCCAAACCUGCCUGCAAACAAUGUUUGUAUUGGACGGCUGGUCGAGAAAAUGUCGAAACAUGAAGCAGGCAAAAAAUAAACCUGGAAGGGAAUUGAUAACGUUUUUAAUUGUUGCCAAUAUGGCAAUGUGGAUAAUAAACACUCUAGAGAAAAAUAGAGCGGAGUUUAGACAGAUACACUUAAAGUUUUUUGGAGACUGGACAUGGACCAUUAUCACUCAUAUUACGAUGCCUUUGGCUAUAUUUUAUAGAUUUCAUUCAACGAUAUGUUUGGUUGAAAUAUGGAGGUCUGCAUAUCAAUUUAAAGCCACUCAAAGAAAUUCUUUAUUUUCUUUAAUUUAG